CCUGUGUAUGGACAAUAAAAAAAAAUUAAUAACAUUUAUCCUAGUACUAGUAUAUCUAUAGUAGCAACAGCACAAAGCCAUAUUAUCCUAUUUUCAUUGGAAAUGACCAUACACUAAAAUACACGCAACAUUUAUUCAAGGCCUCAAGUUUCACGUUUAAAGAUGUAUCACAUUUUUAUGUACAUUUUAAAAGAGUAAAUUGUUUAUAGUGCAUACUGAUGUAGUAUCAUUGAAGUUAAUGGCACUACACCAGUGUAGAUAAGGGAAUUAUCUCUCUGGAAGUAGAUGACACUUUGUUAUUGAUGUCUCAAGAGGUCCAUUCUGAUGUAAGCUCUAUUUUUAAGAGAAUAAAUUAAUUAAUGAUGGACAUCUUCCAAGAAAACCACAAGAUAUGGCUCAUACACAAUGCUUGCCAAUCUGAAGUUUUAAAGAAAGUAUGGCUGAAUCUCAUUUGCCUUUGUUAGACUUGUUUAAAUAGUUGUUCAUAGUACGCCUACCAUGCACUGACAGUGAAUCAAUAAAUAUUGCAUGACUGAGCAUGACCAGUUUAACAUGAGAAUAUCAUUAUAAAAUAUUACUAUGAAACGUCUUUGUGUAAUGAUCCUUGUACAUGGAGGCUUUUGUUCAUUGUGGGAAGCUAAGCAACAAUUAAUAAUAAUAAAUUGACUUUUCAUAUACAUAUAUGCAUGAUGCUAUAAGAUAGCGUAUGUAAACUAUUCCUUUCUGCAUUUUCAGUUCAUCUUCUCAAUAGCUCCCACAAAUUUAUUUGCAGUCAUUUGUUCGGAUCCCUGAUGUUCUCUCCUUGUUUUUCCCCUAUACAUCCUGUAAAUAAGUGUCUAUAAAUAUACCUUGAUGUUGUCUUUCCAUAAUUAACCAUUGUUGUGUAAGCACCAUACUGGCAUUUUGUGUUAAAAUGCCAUUCCUUAGUAUGGGUACACCUGCUGCAAAGGGAACAUGAUAAUGAUAAAUGAUAGUUUACACCUCAGGAAUACUCUAGGAAAGGGGGUGUAAACAACAAUACAACUCAGUUUUUAAAAAGCAUUACUGUAUUGCAGUUCAAAUGAGACAGAAAAUAAUUUAUAAUCUGUUAACCCCUUCAUUCCCAAUUUUAUGUAUAUACACAUGCAAUAUUAUAAACCAAUUUGGUGGCUCUUUUGGAACUAAGGGGUUAAAGUCCAAGAACAAAUAUAUGCAUAUAUACACAUAUAACAUAAUUUGAAACAUUCAAAGCUUUACUGCAUUCUUAAAAUACAUAUUUCUCUUUUUCUCUGCCAAGCUUAAAAAAAAUCAGUGAAAUAUGAAUGUGCAGAGACCAUCUUUAAAAGAUUUAUCAAUUCUUUGAUGUCUUAUUGAAAAGGGUAUUGUAUUAUUGUCAAAUGAUCUCAUGGUGUUGUAAGCAGGUUGUGAUUUGGCAUGCUGUUAUGAAUUGCACCCAGCAUGUUAAAAACAUUCUUUUAAUUGUUAUGUGAAAUGUUUGCAUAUGUGGUUAUUAUCUGUGAACUCAUUGUACAUGUAUCCAAAUGUGUUUUCUAUUGUGCUUGAUUUUGCUGGCCAUUCUUGAAUGACUUGGCAAUUCAAGAAACAAAUGUUCUGUGCUGUCCUCUGUAAUGCCUAUUCUCUUUGAUGUGUUUUGUCAUAUUCCAUCAGCUUGUAUCCCCCCUUUGCCAACAACAUAUCUCUAUAUGUGUUGGAAACAAAUUUAUGCAAAGACAUAUCUUAGCAAGCUUUGCUUAACAUAUUUUUAAAAUUAAUGAGAGUUUCAUUUGUUCAACUUUUAACAUACUGUUGCUUGGUAUGCAUCUUUUGCAGUUAAUCCACCAUCAGACUUGAAUUUUAAAAUUGUAGAUGAACAUACUGUUCAAAUGUCAUGGACGAGGCCGCCUGAUGCAAUAGAAGGUUACAGGAUAACAGUGACUCCUGCAGCUGAUGGACCUACUAGAGAAUUUACCCUAGCACCUAGCACUACCCAAACUAUAUUAAGAGAUCUCAUACCUGAUACUGAAUAUGUUGUAACAAUAAGUUCGUAUGAUGACACAGAAGAAAGUAUAUCUGUCUCUGGCCAACUUACAAUUCAAACAGGUGGCUUAGUAACAACAGGAGAAAAGGUUGAUGAGGUUCCAUUGCAGAAAUGCUCCCUUAGUGCUGUUACAGAUCUGGUUUUUCUUGUGGAUGGCUCUUGGAGUGUGGGGCGAAAUAACUUUAAAUAUAUAUUAGACUUCAUUGUUACCCUUGUAUCAGCUUUUGAUAUUGGAGAAGAAAAGACAAGAGUUGGAAUUGUCCAGUAUAGUUCUGAUACACGGACUGAGUUCAACUUAAAUCAGUAUUUCGAAAAGAGGGAUCUCAUUGAGGCAAUAAAAAACAUACCAUACAAAGGAGGCAAUACAAUGACAGGUGAAGCUGUAGAUUAUCUGAUUAAGAAUACAUUCACUGAGUCUGCUGGAGCAAGGAAAGGUUUUCCCAAAGUGGCAAUUGUCAUUACGGAUGGAAAGUCUCAAGACGAAGUAGAAAUUCCAGCAAGAGAGCUUCGUAAUAUUGGAGUUGAAGUUUUUUCCUUAGGAAUCAAAGCUGCAGAUGCCAAAGAAUUGAAAUUGAUUGCUUCUCAACCCUCACUGAAGCAUGUUUUUAAUGUGGCUAACUUUGAUGGCAUUGUGGAUAUACAGAAUGAAAUAGUCUCUCAAGUGUGCUCAGGGGUUGAUGAACAAUUGGGUGAACUGAUUAGUGGAGAAGAAGCUAUAGAGCCUCCCUCAAACCUUGUAGCAACGCAAGUAUCAUCAAGAUCUAUUAGAAUCACUUGGUAUCCAUCUCCUAGUGAUAUCACUGGCUACAAGGUUGACCUCGUUCCAAUGAUACCUGGUGCCAAACAAUACUCAUUAAGUGUAGGACCUCAGACUACUGCUUUCAAUGUAAAAGACCUUUCUUCAGACACAGAGUACCAAAUUAAUGUGUAUGCAAUGAAAGGACUGACUCCCAGUGAGCCAGUGACUAUAAUGGAAAAAACACAACCAGUAAAAGUUAAAGUGGAAUGUGCCCAAGGUGUGGAUGUAAAAGCUGACAUUGUGCUUUUGGUUGAUGGCUCCUACAGUAUUGGCAUUGCCAAUUUUGUGAAAGUGAGAGCAUUUUUGGAAGUGUUGGUUAAAAGCUUUGAAAUUUCACCUGAAAAAGUACAAAUAAGCCUUGUCCAGUAUAGCAGGGAUCCUUAUACGGAGUUUCCUUUGAACAGAUACAACAGAAUUGAAGAAAUAAUUCAGGCUAUUAACACCUUCCCCUACAGAGGUGGAUCUACAAACACAGGCAAAGCAAUGACCUAUGUAAGAGAAAAAGUCUUUGUUACAAGCAAAGGUGCAAGACCAAAUGUCCCACGGGUUAUGAUUCUUAUUACUGAUGGGAAAUCAUCAGAUGCUUUUAAAGAUCCUGCCAUAAAGCUGAGAGAUUCAGAGGUAGAAAUAUUUGCAGUUGGUGUUAAGGAUGCUGUAAGGACAGAGCUGGAAGCAAUUGCUACACCGCCCGCAGAAACCCACGUUUACACAGUGGAAGAUUUUGAUGCUUUUCAGAGAAUAUCAUUUGAGCUUACACAGUCUGUCUGCUUACGAAUCGAACAGGAACUCAAAGAGAUUAAGAAGAAAUCUCUCUUACCUGCAAGAGAUCUGAGGUUUUCAGAAGUGACUUCUAACAGUUUCAAAGCUAACUGGUCUCCAGCAGGAGCUGGUGUUCUGUCAUACCUUGUUAAGUAUAAAGUGGCUACUGGUGGAGAAGAAUUGUUGGUUUCUGUACCAGCUCCAGUUACUAACACAGUUCUUACUAAUUUACUACCUAAAACUACAUAUGCUGUCAGUGUGAUUGCGGAAUAUGAAGAAGAAGAUGGUCCUCCCCUGGAGUCAGAAGAAACAACCUUAGAAGUCAAGGGAUCACCACGAAACUUAAGAAUAAGCGAUGAAACAACAGAUAGUUUUAAGGUUGGAUGGUCACCAGCUCCAGGGAGUGUUCUCAGAUAUAGGCUUGCAUAUAGGCCAGUUACUGGUGGAGAGAGAAGACAAGUAACUGUCCCAGCAAAUGAAAGAGCAACCACGUUACAGAAUCUGAAACCAGAUACAAGAUAUGAAGUCUCUGUUACUGCUGAGUACCAGUCUGGGCCUGGAAAGCCACUUAGUGGUCAUGGGAAAACUGAGGAAGUUCUGGGAAGACCAAGAGACCUGAGAGUUUCCGAUCCUACAACAUCGUCACUGAAAUUAUCUUGGAGGUCAGCACCUGGCAAAGUACAGAGAUAUCUUGUAACAUAUACACCAGUGUCAGGAGGUGAAACUAAAGAAGUAACCUUAAGUGGAGAUACCACCACCACAGUACUCAGAGACUUGGAGCCAGGAACGAGAUAUGAUUUAUCUGUGACUGCCCUGUAUGCAUCGGGAGCAGGGGAUGCUCUUUCUGGACAAGGAACCACUCUUGAAGAACGCGGCUCUCCUCGUGACUUGAUUACUAGGGACAUUACAGAUACGACAAUUGGGGUGUCAUGGACAGCAGCUCCAGGAUCAGUUCAGCAUUACAGAAUUCUAUGGAAAUCACUUUACGAUGAUGAGUCCGGAGAGAAAACAGUUCCUGGAAAUGUAAUAAAUACUGUACUGGAAAACCUGCAGCCUGAAACCAAGUAUAAGAUUUCAGUUUUGGCUGCUUACAGAAGUGGAGAAGGUGCUCCUUUAGAAGGAGAAGCUACAACUGAAGUGUCACCAAGCUCCAGGACUCUGAGAGUGGAUGAAGAGAAAGAGACCACAAUGAGAGUAACUUGGCAACCUGCACCGGGAAAAGUUGUCAGCUAUCGUGUAGUUUACCGACCCCUCAGGGGGGGAAGACAAUUGUUUACGAAAGUGCCACCUACCUCUACCAGUACAGUGCUGAAACGUCUCCAGCCUCUAACCACUUACAACAUCAGUGUCAUUCCGAUGUAUAAAACUGGUGAAGGAAAACACAGACAAGGAGAGGGAACAACAGCUUCCCCAUUUAAACCUCCGCGAAAUCUGAAGACUUCUGACCCUACAAGUUCAAGCUUCCGAGUAACUUGGGAGGCAGCUCCUGGGGAAGUGAGGGGUUACAAAGUGACUUUCCACCCUGCUGGAGAAGAUGCAAAGCUUGGAGAAUUAAUUGUUGGGCCAUAUGACAACACAGUUGUAUUGGAAGAGCUCAGGGCAGACACUUCCUAUAAGGUCAAUGUUUUUGGAAUGUUUGAAAGAGGAGAAAGUUUACCAUUAAUUGGAGAAGAAAUGACAACCACUUCAGACAUGACAACCACUGUGAAGCCAUUUCUACCUCCAGGCCUGGAAUGCAAAACCAGUGCAGAAGCAGAUAUUGUGUUGCUAGUGGAUGGCUCAUGGAGUAUUGGUCGACCAAAUUUCAGGACAAUCCGCAGCUUCAUUGGUAGUAUUGUUGAAGUAUUUGAUAUUGGUCCUGACAAAGUGCAGAUCGCUCUUGCACAGUAUAGUGGAGAUCCCAGAACAGAAUGGCACCUCAAUGCACACAGAACCAAACAGAGUUUAAUGGAUGCUGUGACCAACUUACCAUAUAAAGGAGGCAACACUCUAACAGGAACGGCUUUGACCUUCAUCUUAAAUAACAACUUCAAACCAGAAGUUGGUCUGAGGCCUGGAGCGCACAAAAUUGGUGUCCUCAUCACUGAUGGCAAAUCACAGGAUGAUAUAAAUGCUCCAUCAGCGAGAUUGAGGGAACAGGGAGUAGAGCUCUAUGCUGUUGGUAUUAAGAAUGCUGAUAUAAAUGAACUGAAUCAGAUAGCAUCAGACCCAGAUGAGACUCAUGUUUACAACGUUGGAGAUUUCUCCCUUCUUGUUAAUAUUGUUGAUGACCUCACUAACAAUUUGUGCAAUAGUGUAAGAGGUCCAGCAGAUUUGUCGUUACCUCCCACCAAUUUAGUUACCUCUGAGGUGACAGCUCGUUCCUUCAGAGUGUCUUGGACUCCACCUGCUGAGAGUGUUGAUAGAUACAGAGUUGAAUAUUACCCUACUGCUGGAGGUGCACCCCAGGAGGUCUUCGUAAGUCGGUCAGAGACUACUACUGUUCUGACUAGUCUCAGACCUGAAACAGAGUAUACUGUGAAUGUAUUUUCUGUGGUGGAAGGAACUAGCAGUCAACCUUUAACGGGCUCUGAAACAACAUUGGCAAUUCCUUCAGUUAGAAGCCUGAAUGCUUAUGACAUCAGCUCAACCACUAUGCGAGUACGAUGGGAACCUGUCCGUGGAGCUACUGGCUAUGUGCUUCUCUAUGAGCCUGUGAAUGCCACAAUACCAGCAACAGAGAAAGAGAUGCGAGUUGGAGCAUCAGUGAAUGAUGUACAGCUGGUUGACCUGAUUCCUAACACUGAGUACACUUUAACAAUUCAUGCAACAUUUGAUGAUCUUACCAGUGAUCCUCUCACCACUCAGGAAGUCACAUUACCUUUGAGUGGAGCAAAAAGCUUAAAGAUAAGAGAUGUUACUCACAGCAGCAUGAGAGUCUCUUGGGAACGUGCUCCAGGGAAAGUUCGUAAAUACAUCCUGAGAUACAAAGCAAGUGAAGAAGAUGACAUCAAAGAGGUGGAAGUAGAUCCAUCUCAGACAAGCACUGUCCUCCGUGAUCUUUUCUCGCAAACACUCUAUAAUGUGGAACUUGUUGCGGAAUAUGAUGAAGGACAAUCUGUGCCAGUAGCUGCAGAUGCUACCACUUUAUCUGUACCAGCACCAGCCAAUCUGAGAACUGAUCAGGUAACCAAGACUAGUUUCAGAGGCACUUGGGACCAUGGAGCACCAGAUGUUGCACUGUAUAGAAUAAUGUGGGGACCUUAUGGCGAAACGGAAAAACUGGAGACUAUACUGAAUGGUGAUGAAAAUAGUUUGGUGUUUGAAAAUCUGACCCCAGACACACUGUAUGACAUCUCAGUUACUGCCAUCUAUCCUGAUGAAUCAGAGAGCGAUGACCUGAUUGGCAGUGAGCGCACGUUACCCAUCGUGCCUAUAACAACACCAGUGCCAAAGAGUGGUCCACGGAAUCUUCAGGUAUACAAUGCAACAUCCAGUAGCUUGACAGUUAAAUGGGAUCCUGCCACUGGACGAGUGCAGCGGUAUAGGAUUAUUUAUCAGCCUACAACUGGGGACGGUGUUGAACAAACGACCACAGUAGGGGGGAGGCAGAACAGUGUUGUACUCCAGAAACUGCAACCUGACACACCUUAUAGUGUUACAGUUUCAUCCAUAUAUGCUGAUGGUGAAGGAGGACGAAUGACAGGGAGGGGCAAAACUAAACCUCUCAGCACAGUAAAGAAUCUCAGAGUCUAUGAUCCAACCACCAGCACACUGAAUGUUCGAUGGGAUCAUGCUGAAGGGAACCCUCGUCAGUACAAGGUGCUUUAUGCACCAGUGUCAGGGGAUGUAGGCGAACAGGCAACCAUCCCAGGAAAUACAAAUUAUGCUGUCCUAAGGAACCUACAGCCUGACACAAAAUACAAAGUAACUGUGAUUCCUGAAUACCCAGAGGGUGAUGGAGGACGGAUGUCUGACACUGGGAAAACUUUGGUUAGAGGAACACCAAGAAGCAUCCAAGUUUACAACCCAACAACAAACAGUCUUAACGUCCAAUGGGAAGCUGCGCCAGGCCCAGUGCAGCAGUACAGAAUUGUCUAUGCUCCGUUAGUUGGUCCCAGGCCAUCAGAAUCUGUUGUGGUUCCAAGCAACACCCGCAAUGUUUUAUUAGAACGUCUGUCUCCUGACACUCCCUAUUCUGUUAAUGUUGUUGCUUUGUAUGCUGAUGGAGAAGGAAAUCCAAGUCCUGGACAGGGAAGAACAUUGCCUCGCAGUGGACCCAGAAACAUCAGAGUCUUUGACCCUACUACAAACAGUCUUUCUGUUCAAUGGGACCAUGCUGAUGGGCCUGUGCAGCAGUACAGAAUCAUAUAUUCUCCCACGGUUGGAGACCCCAUUGAUGAAUAUACAAUGGUGCCUGGUAGAAGGAACAACGUAUUGCUGCAGCCUCUGCAGUCAGACACACCCUAUAGAAUCACAGUUGUGGCAGUUUAUGAAGAUGGAGAUGGUGGGCAAUUGACAGGAAAUGGAAAAACAGUGGGACUGCUUUCUCCUCAGAACAUACGCAUUUCAGAUGAAUGGUAUACAAGGUUCAGAGUUGCCUGGGAUCCUUCACCAUCUCCCGUUCUUGGGUAUAAAAUUGUGUAUAAACCUGUAGGUACUGAUGAGCCCAUGGAGGUGUUUGUUGGAGAGGUGACUUCAUACACAUUGCACAACCUGUCUCCUAGUACUACCUAUGAUGUAAAUGUUUAUGCUCAGUAUGAUUCUGGACUCAGUGCACCCCUGGUAGAUCAAGGCACUACAUUGUACUUGAAUGUUACUGAUCUAACAAGUUAUAAUGUAGGAUGGGACACAUUCUGCAUCAGGUGGUCAGCUCAUCGAUCAGCCACUUCAUACAGGCUGAAGCUAAAUCCAGUGGAUGGAUCCAGAGGGCAAGAAAUUACAGUGCGUGGUACAGAAACCAGUCACUGUUUCACUGGCCUUUCACCAGACACCAGAUAUGAUGCUACUGUCUUUGUUCAGACUCCAAACCUUGAAGGGCCUCCAGUGUCUGUGAGGGAACAGACAUUGGUCAAGCCAACAGAAGCCCCAACGGAACCGCCAACUCCCCCUCCCCCUCCAACAAUUCCACCUGCUCGAGAUGUAUGCAAGGGUGCCAAAGCAGACAUAGUCUUCCUAACUGAUGCUUCCUGGAGUAUUGGGGAUGACAAUUUCAACAAAGUAGUGAAAUUUGUUUUUAAUACCGUUGGAGCCUUUGACGUAAUCAACCCUGCUGGAAUUCAGGUUUCCUUUGUGCAAUACAGUGAUGAUGCGAAGUCCGAGUUUCAUCUGAAUACAUAUGAUGAUAAAGCACAGGCUCUGGGAGCACUUCAGAACAUUCGAUAUAGAGGAGGGAACACAAAGACAGGCAAAGCACUUACCUUUAUCAAAGAUAAGGUCUUGACGUGGGAAAGUGGCAUGAGGAAAGGAGUUCCCAAGGUACUUGUUGUAGUAACAGAUGGCCGGUCACAGGACGAAGUGAAGAAAGCUGCAGUUGUCAUACAGCACUCUGGUUUCAGUGUCUUUGUUGUUGGCGUGGCUGAUGUUGAUUACAACGAACUGGCCAAAAUUGCCAGCAAACCCAGUGAACGUCAUGUCUUUAUUGUCGAUGACUUUGAUGCUUUUGAAAAGAUUGAGGAUAACCUCAUUACCUUUGUUUGCGAGACAGCUACUUCAACUUGCCCUCUCAUGUACUUGGAUGGAUAUACCUCUCCUGGUUUCAGGAUGUUGGAAUCUUACAACUUAACUGAGAAGCAUUUUGCCUCUGUACCAGGAGUUUCCCUGCAGUCAGGAUCCUUCCCCAGCUAUGUGGCAUACAAGCUUCAUAAAAAUGCCUUUGUCAGCCAGCCCACACAGGAAAUUCAUCCAGAUGGAUUACCGAAAGCUUAUACUAUAAUACUUUUAUUCCGCCUUCUCCCGGAAACUCCCAAUGAGCCAUUUUCAAUUUGGCAGAUAACAGAUAGAGAUUACAAACCACAAGUUGGUGUUGUUCUUGAUCCCUCUAGCAAAGUGUUAUCAUUCUUUAACAAAGACACAAGAGGAGAGGUUCAGACAGUAACGUUUGAUCAUGAUGAAGUGAAGAAACUCUUUUAUGGAAGUUUCCACAAGGUUCAUAUUGUUGUAACACCAACAAAUGCUAAGAUCUAUGUUGACUGCAUUGAAAUAAUGGACAAACCAAUUAAUGAAGGUGGAAAUAUCACAACAGAUGGUUAUGAAAUACUUGGUAAACUACAGAAAGGUGACAGGAAAACAGCAACACUUGAGAUCCAGAGCUUUGACAUUGUCUGCAAUGCAGUUUGGACUAGCAGAGAUCGAUGCUGUGACAUUCCUUCUAGGAGGGAUGAAGCAAAAUGCCCAUCUUUGUCAAAUGCUUGCACAUGUACACAAGACAGCGUGGGACCCCAGGGACCUCCAGGACCUUCUGGAGGCCCAGGUGCUAAGGGUCCAAGAGGAGAAAGAGGCUUAAAUGGACCUCCUGGGCCAGCUGGUCCGCGUGGAGAUGUAGGCCCUGCAGGCUCUCAAGGCCCACCAGGUCCACAGGGGCCAAAUGGACUUUCCAUUCCAGGAGAACCAGGCCGUCAAGGGAUGAAAGGUGAUGCUGGAGAACCAGGACUACCAGGUCGAUCAGGAUCUCCAGGCUUACCUGGCCCCCCUGGCCCAAUGGGGCCUCCAGGUGACAGGGGCUUCACUGGAAAAGAUGGCCCAACAGGACCAAGAGGUCCCGCUGGACCAAUAGGUGCCCCAGGAGUGCCUGGAGUAGCUGGCCCGACGGGAAAACCAGGAAAACCAGGAGAUCGUGGGUCAACGGGUCCAGCUGGAUUGAAAGGUGAAAAGGGUGACAGAGGAGACAUUGCUUCUCAGAAUUUGAUGCGAGCUGUUGCAAGACAAGUUUGUGAACAACUAAUAAACGGCCAAAUGACCCGAUUUAACCAGAUGCUGAAUCAAAUCCCGAACAAUUACUAUUCGAACCGUGACCAGCCUGGACCUCCAGGCCCACCAGGUCCCCCUGGACCUGCUGGGACAAGAGGAGAACCUGGAACUGGAGGCCGGCCAGGGUUCCCAGGUACACCUGGCCUCCAAGGAUCACCUGGAGAGAGAGGGCUGCCUGGAGAGAAAGGUGAAAGAGGGCUUGGAUCACAAGGACCACGGGGUUUACCUGGGCCACCAGGUCCACAAGGGGAAUCCAGAGUUGGCCCACCAGGUUCUACAGGCUCAAGGGGACCACCUGGGCCACCUGGCCGACCUGGUAAUGCGGGUAUCAGAGGUCCCCCAGGGCCCCCUGGAUACUGUGAUUCUUCCCAGUGUGCUAGCAUUGCUUACAAUGGUCAAGGAUAUCCAGGCUGACCACUCCAUCUAAAGUAAAAAGAACACAGUUGUUUGCCAUUUCUGAGUGCAUCUUUUUGAUUAAUGUUGGGAUUAUCUAUACAAAAUUAGUACCUGAGAUCUAAUUUUUCAAAACCAAAUGCCAUGCUGUGAUACAGUGCAGACAACUGAAAAAAAGGAAAUCACCAUCUCCCAAUUUCUGCUGAGUUGAAUUCCAUGGAAUCUGUGAUUAUAUUCCAGAAUGAUACAAAUUUCUUCUGAGAAGAAGCAGUUUCAGACAAUGGACUGCCAAUGGAACAAAAAUGCUGGAUAGCUGUGGCCAAUGGGGCACCAAAUCACUAAAAUCUGGGAAGGGGAUAGUGUUUAAAUCUAGAGCAUCUCUCAAGAAUGGAGUCCAGUCCCACAGUAUUGUUAACUAGUUUGUGUGCACUGUAGCACCUUAUAAUCCGUAAACAUGAUAUUGCUGUUGGAUAUGUUGUUUGCUACUAUCAUAAUGUGCAUGUAUACAUGAAGAUAUAUAUAUAUAUAUGUACACACAAAGUCAUGGACUUAGAGCUGAUGGGUCAAGAAAAAUUAAUGGAACAAAGUUAUGCGUAUCUUGCACAAGAGCAAUCAUAAUCUGAAUUAAAAUUCAGUGGGGAAAGCACCACUGAUACCCUUCCAGAGAGCAGCCUGGUUUACAUAUAUAGAUAUAUACAUAUACUUUAACCCUGAUAGAUGGAUUUAGAUGAAUGAAAAACAUAUUUUUGCACAGCUGUUUGACCUUGAACACUAACAUAAUAUUUGACCUGUUUCAGGUUCCGGUUAACACAUUUUCUAAGUCGCCAGUGCUGCUUACAGUUUGAAUACAAUGAAAACGCUGUUUCUGAGAUGUUUGCGCACGUGCUUAUUAGGAAUUGAAUCUGUAUGGAUAUGCCACCAUAGAUAAUGGUUAACUGAACCAUGUUGACCUCAUGAGAUGCGGAAAUUAUUUUUUUAUACUAACAAGGUCUUCUUGAAUGUGAUAAGGACAAGAUUUCAAGCGUGGUACAUUUGGUAAAGCAGAGGGAGGGUAACCCAACCUUCCUACCCUAACCCUCGCUCCCUUCAACUCCCAACCCUGCCACCCAAAAUAAGUCACAACAAUCUCAGUGGCAAUGGAGGCUUAUAAAACUACUAACUAGUGGAUAUAACACCAUGACACAUUAAACUUGAUGAAAGAGAAAUGA
This is a messenger RNA of Hemicordylus capensis (graceful crag lizard), 12124 nucleotides long. RefSeq names its product collagen type XII alpha 1 chain (gene COL12A1). The transcript is spliced from 64 exons. Gene Ontology annotation, molecular function: protein binding. Bases 1863 to 10937 code for a protein of 3024 amino acids. NCBI's taxonomy places the organism in Eukaryota, Metazoa, Chordata, Lepidosauria, Squamata, Cordylidae. The record is from RefSeq and is a predicted model, not a curated record.